AUGCUGCACCUUCGCCUUCAUGUCCAUGCACUCGCGGCAGCGGCGGCGGCGUCACGCGCCCUCGCGUCGCGCGCCGGAGCCCGUCCACGCCUCGCCCGCAAGCCCGUCUCGCGCGCCGCCAAGCGGCGCGCCCUGGCCAAGCUCGUCGCCGCCGACCCAGCCGCCAUCACCCCGGCCGCACUCUCGCGGCUCCACGCCCCGCCGGCGCUGCGGGCCAAAGUACGCCAGGCCCGCCGCGAGCGACCGCUCUUUGGCGGGGCAGACGCACCAGCCCCGCCGCCGCCAGCCGCUGCUGCUGCUGCCGCAUCGCGCAACGCCCCGUCGUCGUCGUCCCCGCGUCGCACGUUCGCCGACCUAGGCCUGCAUCCCGGCCUCGUCGCAGGCGUUGCCGAGAUGGGUAUCGCCGCUCCGACUGACAUCCAGACCUCGGCGCUUCCACAUCUGCUCGACGGUAAGUCUGCGCUUGUCGCCGCCCUCACUGGCUCGGGCAAGACCCUCGCCGUCCUUCUCCCGCUCCUUCACGCGCUCAAGGCUGCCGAGGAUCCGGCCGCAACCGCCCCUCCCGGGCGUCCGCGCGGCCUUAUCAUCGUCCCGUCUCGCGAGCUCGCACAUCAGACGCUGGGCGUUGUCAAGGCCCUCUCGCACUCGUGCCGCCUCUCGUCGAUGGCGCUCACGGGCGGAGUGACGCCGUCCAAGCAGCGCGCCGCCAUCAGGGGCAUGAAGCGUCCGCUCGAUGUGCUCGUCGCCACGCCCGGUCGCCUCGCAGACUCGCUUGCCUCGGGCGCUGUGGCACUCUCCCGCGCCGACACCCUCAUCGAGGGCUUUGACCUCGCAGACAUUCUUCGCCCGCUCCAUCUCCGCGCCACGACUUCGGCUCGUGAGACCCUGCCUCCGCCGCAAGUCGUCCUCGCCACGGCAGGCGUCUCGCCGCCGCUCGCCUCAGGCAUCAACUCCUUCCUCGCCCGCUACAAGCUCACCACCAUCGCCGGCCCGGGCCUCCACUCGCUCCCGCCCGGCAUCGACCUCGAGUUCCUCCGUCCACAAGCCGCUUCGCGCGACAAGGAGGCCCUCCUCGUCGACGUCGUCACCCGCACCCUUGCCUCGCCGCAUGCCCGCGCCAUGGUCUUCUGCAACACCAUCGGCUCCGCCCGCUGGGCUGCACACACCCUUGCUGAUGCCGCCAUUGCAACUGCCUCGCUCCAUGGUGGCGUCAAGCCCAACACCCGUCGCGCCCAGUACGCUGCCUUUCUCGACGGCUCCGCACCUGUCCUAGUUACCACUGACGUCGGCUCGCGUGGCCUUGACAUCCCACUCCUCGACGCUGUUGUCAACGCCGACUUUCCGCUCACUCCGCUCGACUUUGUCCACCGCGCCGGCCGCGUCGGCCGUAUGCUCUCCGACGUCGCCAAGGCCGCCUUGCCCUCGCCUGCUGCCCGCUCCCGCCGCGGCCGCAAGCAGCGGUCUCCGGGCCGUGUCAUCUCGCUCAUCGGCUCGGCAAAGGAUGCCUCUAUGGCCCAGUUUAUCCAGCGUGCCGCCGCCGCCGGCGAGCCCCUCGUCGACUUUCCUCACUCGGUCGGCGCGCCCGACUCGUCCGCCUCAUCUGCGCUCCUCCGCGACCUCGCCGCCAGAUCGGCCCCGCGUCGUCGCUGACACCCGUCCGCUUGCCACCUCGAGUACCACGUCCCAGUUGCUCGCAGCCUCCACGUCCACGUCGUGCGCAAUGACAAUAACCGUCACUUGCUCGCCAAGCGCCCGCCGCACAACCGCCGCCACAUCACUCGAUGCUGCGUCUUCAAGCGCCGCCGCAGGCUCGUCGAGCACAACCACCUUGGCCUUCC
Molecule: messenger RNA, 1838 nt
Organism: Thecamonas trahens ATCC 50062
Lineage: Eukaryota; Apusomonadida; Apusomonadidae
Product: ATP-dependent RNA helicase
Exons: 2
Coding region: 1-1650 (549 amino acids)
Biological process (GO): mitochondrial large ribosomal subunit assembly
Cellular component (GO): mitochondrion
Molecular function (GO): RNA helicase activity; nucleic acid binding; ATP binding
Source: RefSeq, a predicted model, not a curated record